CUCAUAUAUUUUAAUUAUUUGAUAAAAUGGCCACUACUUCAAAAACUCGACGUGGUUCAAAAACCACCCACCUAAAUAAACCUAACCGGGAAUAUUCAAAGGAAUCUCCGUCCACAGAUUCAUCAUCAAAAUUCGAUACAAAACCGACAACUACAACAAUGAAAUAUCAAACCACAAGACAUGACAGGAUAUCGGAACAGACUUUGUAUAUACAAAAUCUGCAAUUUCCCUCUGCAAGUUACAAUAAAUCCGCAAUAUAUAAAGUAAAAUGUCAGAGAAAUGAGCCAAAACGGCCCGAAUCGAAUACAACAACUCCAGCUAAGGAGCGUGGUUACGAUUUCACUAGUUCUACAAACUCAUAUUUUGCACAAAUGCUGGUAACAGUGCCGAAGAAAUUUCAAGCCAAAUGUUCUUCAACCUCCUCUGAUGCUAAGACCAGAAACAAACAGUCUUCGGAAACUAUGAAAAGCACAACACAAACUAGCCAAACACAUACAGACACUUCACAGCAAAUGAUAGAUAGCAAACACAAGGGCUCUCAGAAGUCUUUGAAUUUUCAUGGAGCCGAAUGGCGGAGACCUUGUAAAGAGAGUUUUGUAGCCGGAGCUCCACGCAAAUUCACGGGGACUUGUCCAACAAACUAUGAGCAAUUAUCCAAAAUGUCCAAAUCACGACAAAAAUUCUUCUUAACUCAGGAUCCUCGUAAAGUCCAUUGUCUAGUCAAUCCGGCGGUUUUACGCAGCAAAGAGUACUCGAGAAAAAAAGAAUUUAAUACACUAACAAAAAUGGUUAAACAUGCUCAAAAUGUUUGUGCCGCCACCGCCUCCGAAUCAUCGGAGGAUUUCAUUUGUGAGGUAAUAGAUUUGGAGAAUCCUUUACAAUUGGAUUUUCAGGGUCUGGACUAUAGCAAUACCUAUCAGAAAGAUGAACAGGAUUUUCAAAAUCAGCGUAACUAUCGAAGAGUUUGUCGCUACAUGGAGCGUAGGAGAGUCAAGACGGAAACGCAAAGAAAUGUUGAGCAGCAAUUACACGAGGAAAUGAUAAAUAUACCCAAACGUUUCGAUAUACGAGAUCGCAAUGAACCCGUACAUACCAUUCCACCUGAAACGCCACUUCAACUGGGUAAACUAUAUCGUUCAACCGACAAGCCUUACAAUCAAAACAUGAUAAACAUGGAAAAAGAACGCCGUCAAGAACGGUACAAGGAUCUAUACUUGCGCAACAAGGAACGACAAGUGCAGGAUAAACAAGCAAAUGAAAUCCGUAAAAAGGCAGAGACAGACAAUUUAGCUCUAACUCUAGCUGAUGCAAAUCUUAAGAAACUUAUAGCAAACAUUGAUGAAUCCAUUGAGAGAUGUGCGGGAAAAGAAUUGAAUUUAAAAAAAUCUCAAAAUGUAAGACGUACAUAUCCGCACACUAUGCAGGAGACUAAACAUUUCAAAAGUGUUUUAAAGCAAAUGAAUCUUAUAAGACGAGAUAAAGCCAGAAUCACAAAAAAGUUCUAUUUGGAGCGUAAAGGUAAAUCAAAAGAAUUUCCAGCUGCCGACUUGGAACUAAGUUCAGAUACUGUCGAUCGCGCUGAAGAAGGCUCUAAACUUACUGAGCAAUCUACAGACGAUGAGGAUAACAUGCAAGUGGGUAAGCAGGAAAGCAUAUUUAAGCUCAGGGGGUUUCAUUAUAAAUUGGGAUCCAACUUGAGAGGAAAAUUCACCCAACAUGAAAAGCUGCAGGGUACUCGUAAAGAAAAGAACUGCAUGACUCGAGAUCAAUGGUUAAAGGAAUUGGCACCAAAAAAACAACAAAUUAAAUUAGAUGUGGAAAUGGGUAUACAAAAGUUGCGCACACCAGACGAUCCUCAGUUGGUGUUGUUUCCACCACCAUUUGGUUUCAAACCACCUGAAGCCCAAUACUCUACUAUAAGAGAGUAUGUGAGCAAACCCUUAGGCCGCCAUUAUGAUCGUGUUAGACGUAAAAAUUUGAAAUUAGCCCAACCUCGCCUACGCUAUAAUGUCAAGAAGUUCAACUUGAUCAGUUAUCGUUUCGGUGAUACCGUCAAAAGAUUUUCCCAGCUUAAAGAUCCUUUGGACGAUGUACAAAUUUUAAAACUUAAAAGCACCAACGAGUUUAUUUCAGCCAAAGCUCUUAAGGAGAAACGCCGGCAAGAGGAAAUUAAACAAAAGAGACUAAAACUUUUGGGUAUUCCCUGGCGACCAGUAAAGAAGUCUCGUUUGCAAACAAAAUGCGAAAAUUCCUCAACCAGUUCGGAAUCGGACUGGGUGCCACAACAGGAGCCUCUGGCAGAAGAUUUACAGGAAGAUAGAUUUUGCCAGACUGAAAACCCAAAAAAAUCAUUAAGAAUGCGUGGUAAUAUGCCGGCUCCCAAAUACAGGGAACCCACUUUACGCCAACAUCCCCGAAAUCCUAGAGAUUAUAACAAUCAAAGAGUUCCUUCGGAAAUGUUUGAUCAAAUAGUAAUGACUACUAACUUGCCGUAUAUGCAGAAAUUGGAUCAGGAUAAGGUAGAAUUCGCUAAUGUUGAGCAGAAAAAGAGGCCCUACACUGAUAUAUUUGAGUCCAGACAUCAUCAUGAUCACUGGAAGGCCACCCAGGUCAAGCAGGUAGAUGUUCACUACCAACCUCAUGUGGUUAUACCUGAAAUUACGAAAGUCUUGAAAAAGUCCGAUCGUCUGGUAAUAGAAAACUUUCAUAUGGCUAACCCACCUUGUAACCAGUUUGUUGAUAUGGCUCUCAGCUUGCCGCAAUAUGAAAUCGAUGAAAUGAUAAAAGAUCAUCAGCUAAAUGCCUCUAAACCUAAGUCAAAGGAAACACAUGCAAUAAAAUCAAAAAGUUUGUGCACUCAAAAAGAUUAUAAGCUACAAUCUCGUGAUCCUAAAGAAUUACAAGAUCUUGAUUAUCCAGGCCGCCAGCAGUACUUGCAAUUACUUAAAGAUGUGCGUGAAUCGUUUAAGGAAAAUCAAUAUAUUGAUGAAUCCGAAGAAAAACUUUGUGUAAAUAAAUCUGAGCUCCUCAAAGAGUUGGAAGAGGAUUUAAAAAGCAUAGAAAGUUGUUUAACUUCGUUAAGUAGUUCAAUUUGUACAAAUCUCACUAACGACAGUGGCAGUUAUUUGCUAAUGGAAGGUAAAGAAAAGAUACCUCUAGAUUUUAUACGCAAAUCUAUAGUACCCUUUGAGGAAUUGCAGAGGUCACGUUUCCAGGCCUUUCCCAUAGAUGUGGACAAAGAGCAAGCCAAUCCGUUCCAAGUUCUGCCUUUUUCGGGCCAAAAGAAAGCCCAACUAGAAUUAAAUACGGCAAAAGAUAGCUUUUUCACUUUUAAUACACGCCUUAAAAAUGGCUUGCGUCUGCGCCUGGAAGUACCCGUAGAAGAUGUUAGAGACAAGUUAUUAGGCCAAGGAAAGAUGAAAUACAAAGGUGUGGUCACCACCGAUAUAGAUGAAAACUACGUGGAAGAGUUAAAGAGACGCCCUCCCAUAAAGUUGUUUAAAUUCAAAACGGGUCAAUCAUUUAUCAAAGACGCUUUGCGCUUAAAGUUUGAAUCCAUGUUAAUACAAGGUCAAAUGGUGCGCACCAAAAUCUACGAUCGCCUUAACGAGCAACAUUGGAGCGACAUGCAAAGGGUUAAAGAACUAUUUGAAAAGCUUUUUGCCAAGUGGGAGAAGCGGGAAUAUGAUUCAGCCAUGGCUGUAGUAUAUAAAGUGAAAAACUUCUACGACGAAACCGAUCGUUUGAAAACAAACUUGAAAACGCUAGAACGUGAUUUGGUCAUGUUGAAUAUGGACAUUGUGUUCAUAGAGGGCCAUUGGGUGCGCUGUGUUAUGCUGCAAAAUUUCCACUAUUUACUGGGAGGUCAAGAGUGGCGUUUACAGCACGAUUGGAUACAUCGUCUGGAUAAUAACGAAGAUGAAUUGGAAAAUUUUGAAGCCUCUAUAGCGAAACGUUCCACUAUGAAUAUACGUAAACGGGAGAAAGACGAUGCUUGGGCUAUAAAGGCUUACUACGAAGAGGAGUAUUUACAAAAUAAACAUGAUAAUCUUAUUGUAUUUCCUAAUGCCGAAAGCUUCCUCGAAGGCUUGGACAAUUUAAAAACAAAAACCUUUAUUUUACUACUCGAAAUGCAUUUUACUUUGGCCAUACAAACGGAAUUGCAGCAUAAGUUGGAAACCUUUGUGGACUGGUGUGCAGAGGAUUUGCAUGAUAAAGAGCAGUAUGUCAGCAGAAAAUGUGCAAAAUUAUAUUUCAUGACCGAUCGAGCCAAAUGGUUAAGUCAACGUACUUUACGAUUUCUCGAAUAUCCCAUAGAAGAGUGCUUCAACGAAAAAAUGUUCCAUAGAGAUCGUGCUAUUAUAGUUGAAGCUUGGCGACGGAUUGUGCCCGGCAAUUUGAGAGGAUCAAGUGAACAAGAAUUGUAUACCAUCGAUAUGGUAGCCAUGAUGUCGGAAGUAGUGAUGGAACUUAUAGCUAAAUUCGAAACCAUACCCAUGGAUAUUACUCGUGAAACUGAAAAUAAACUACGAACGCACCGGUCAUAUUUACGUAAGCAAUCCUAUCAGGCCUAUCAUAUUGAACGAAGAAUCGACUUGGAAAUGAAAAAGGUGGUUAAAAAUCUUGAACCACCCUAUCAGAAACCGAAACGCCCAACAAAACUACCACGAUAUUAUAUUAGAAAACGUACAAGAACCGUUAAAAUCGAAGAGAAGAAAAUUUCAGAACGUGCUAAAUUCUUGUUCCGGGCUUUUCACGAGGAAGGUCUCACCGAGGUCACAGUCGAUACAAGAGACAGUAUCACACGAGCCGACACCACACAAGAACAAAUAGUGCCCUUCUAUUUUGAUCAUUUUCUGAAAUUAAAUGGCUAUACACCAAAUUAUAAUUUCAAAACAAAAAUCGAAAUGAGAGAUGGUUCGGAAAUCGAACGUUUUCAGGUUAAAACGGUUAUACCGGAAAUACAGGAGCGCAUGAAACAGUGGGAGACUAUGAAGAGGAAAAUUAUGGAAGAAAAUAUUGCUCAAAAUCCAAAAAUGUAUGUUGAUGUAAUGACUUAGUUUUUUUUAUUUGUUUUAUUUUA
Messenger RNA from Calliphora vicina (urban bluebottle blowfly), 5083 nucleotides. RefSeq lists its product as uncharacterized. Bases 27 to 5060 code for a protein of 1677 amino acids. The record is from RefSeq and is a predicted model, not a curated record. The transcript has 3 exons. Lineage: Eukaryota; Metazoa; Arthropoda; Insecta; Diptera; Calliphoridae.